This is a messenger RNA of Stegastes partitus (bicolor damselfish), 1454 nucleotides long. Its product is annotated as type III iodothyronine deiodinase-like. NCBI's taxonomy places the organism in Eukaryota, Metazoa, Chordata, Actinopteri, Pomacentridae. The transcript has a single exon. Gene Ontology annotation, molecular function: thyroxine 5'-deiodinase activity. Gene Ontology annotation, biological process: thyroid hormone metabolic process. The record is from RefSeq and is a predicted model, not a curated record.
AAAUACUAGUUGCCUCUUUCGCCGGCUCAGUCUCGUCCUAUCGGCAGGAGGGAAGAGAUGAUGGACGACACCGGCGGAGUCCAAAUGGCGAGGGCGCUGAAGCACGCAGCCCUGAGCCUGAUGCUGCUGCCCCGGUUCCUGCUGGCCGCCGUCAUGCUGUGGCUCCUGGAUUUCUUGUGCAUUCGGAAAAAAGUGCUGCUGAAAAUGGGAGAGCGACAGGACAGCUCGGACGACCCGCCGGUGUGCGUCUCCGACUCCAAUAAGAUGUUCACCUUGGAGUCGCUCCGGGCCGUGUGGUACGGCCAGAAACUGGACUUUCUCAAAUCCGCGCACCUUGGCCACGCUGCGCCCAACACCGAGGUGGUGCUGGUCCAGGAGCGCAGGCAGGUCCGGAUCCUGGACUGUAUGAAAGGGAAGAGACCGCUCAUUCUUAACUUUGGCAGCUGCUCCUGACCGCCAUUCAUGACGCGUCUGGCGGCGUUUCAGCGCGUCGUGAGUCAGUACGCGGACAUUGCGGACUUUUUAGUUGUAUAUAUCGAGGAGGCGCAUCCGUCGGACGGCUGGGUGAGCUCGGACGCUCCGUUCCAGAUCCCCAAGCACCGCUGCUUGGAGGACAGACUGAGAGCCGCUCAGCUGAUGCUCAGCGAGGUGCCGGGCAGCAACGUGGUGGUGGAUAAUAUGGACAACUCGUCCAACGCCGCGUACGGAGCCUACUUUGAGAGACUUUACAUCGUGAGGGACGAGAGGGUGGUGUACCAGGGGGGCCGGGGCCCGGAGGGAUAUCGGAUCUCUGAGCUCAGAAACUGGCUGGAGCAAUACAGGAACGAUGUGGUGAAUUCCCAAACAGCGGUGCUCCAUGUGUAGCUGAUGCUGAACCGCCUGCUGCUGCUGCUGCUGCUCAUUCUGCUUAAGUGUCCAACCCACAGUGCAAAAUAUUCCGAUGCUGCUAUCAAAUGUUCACACAUGGCACAUGAUGUUGUUUUUAUUUGUUCCUUUGCGUAAAGACAUUCAGGACUGUUUUGGAAGUCACGUUGAAGCCUGAAGGCUGUUACAUUGUGCUUGUCUUGACCUUAAUUGAUUGCUCACAGCGAUUUGUUUCCUUCAUUUUUUUUUUUUCCUUUUUUGUAUGGAAAAGUGUUGAAUCAGUUGAAGCUGGAUUCAAUUGGUGAUCACUCUAUUUUUCUACAAUACCGGUGUGUGUGUGUGUGUGUGUGUGUGCGUGUGUGUGUGUGUGUGCGUUCAGGCUGAUAUCUCACUCCGGUGUCUCCGUGAAGUUCGGUUUUUAAACGGCGCAACCAGAGAACCGACACUGAUGUUCCUGACACCGGCUGCGGGUCCAUGUUAGCAGGAUGCCUUCCUCUGAUGAUCGAUUGCCAAAACGAUGUAAUGUUGGAAAAAUAAAACAAUGUAAUUGAACAAAUGUUUUUAUGAAUAAAUGUCCGAUCACACAUCGA